This is a messenger RNA of Ostreococcus lucimarinus CCE9901, 1434 nucleotides long. RefSeq lists its product with no specific name. The transcript has 2 exons. Gene Ontology annotation, biological process: recombinational repair. Lineage: Eukaryota; Viridiplantae; Chlorophyta; Mamiellophyceae; Mamiellales; Bathycoccaceae. The annotation marks the transcript as partial. Gene Ontology annotation, molecular function: ATP hydrolysis activity; ATP binding; ATP-dependent DNA damage sensor activity. The record is from RefSeq and is a predicted model, not a curated record.
UCGCAGACGAAGACGGCGUACGUGUGCGCCGAGUGCGGCGAGGACUCGCGGCAGUGGCUGGGACAGUGCCCGGCGUGCAAGAGCUGGGACACGAUGAAGGCGAUCGCGCUGGCGCCGACCUCGGGAGGCGGCGCGGGGAAGGCGAGCGCGGGCGGCGGGGCGGGCGCGCGAGCGAGGCAAACGAUGCCGAGGAUGCGGUUGAGAGAGGAAUUGGGGAAGGAGAUCGAGCGGGUGUUAGGCGGGGGAGUGGUUCCGGGCGGGAUGAUUCUCGUCGGUGGCGAUCCGGGGGUGGGGAAGUCGACGAUUUUGUUACAGCUCGCGGGACUUCUGGGCGCGCGAGGCGAGGAACGAGAGGGCGAAGAAGACGGCGCGAACGAAUCGAUCGCCGCGGGAGGCGUGCUUUACGCGUCUGGCGAAGAGUCCGUGGAGCAAGUCGCCGGACGCGCCGAGCGCAUGGGGAUUGAUCCGAACGGGAUUUAUUUAUACAGCGCAACGCGCCUGGAAAAUAUUCUCGAGGCGGUGUCGACGCUCAAGCCCGCGGCGCUCGUGGUGGAUUCCAUUCAAACCGUGUUCUUGGAAGACGCCACGGGAAGCCCGGGAAGCGUGUCUCAGGUGCGCGAGUGCGCCACCGCGCUGUUGCACGCGGCGAAAACGACGGGGAUGCCGGUGUUCAUCAUCGGUCACGUCACGAAAUCCGGCGACAUAGCGGGUCCGCGCGUGUUGGAGCACAUCGUCGACGUCGUGCUUUACUUGGAGGGCGACGCCGAUCGAGCCGUGCGCAUCUUGCGCGGGCACAAGAAUCGCUACGGCUCCACGGACGAAGUCGGGGUGUUUCAAAUGAGCGACGGGGGCAUGAAACCUGUGGCGUCGCCGUCGGCGCUCUUCCUCGGCGAACGCAUCUUGAGCCCAGACGUCUCCGCGGCGCCGACGGUGACGGUGCAAGGCUCGCGACCGUUCAUGCUCGAAGUCCAAGCGCUCACGAACGAGCGCGCGGAUGCGGGCGAAGGUGGUGGAAUGAGCGCGCCGCCGAUUCGCACCGCCGUCGGUCUGCGAUUCGAACGCAUGCAACUCUUGCUCGCCGUGCUCGCGAAAUUCGUCCUCGGUCGACGCCUGCAAAAGCACGACGUCUUCAUCAACAUCGUGGGUGGUAUGAAGCUCGAAGAUCCAUCCACGGAUGUCGCCGUCGCGCUGGCGAUCGCGAGUAGUUUCGUCGAGAAACCGCUUCCGCCAGAUAUGUGCUUCUUCGGCGAAGUCGGCUUGGGCGGCGAGUUGCGACCGGUGAUGCAAGCCGAGCGUCGCAUCGCCGAGGCGGCGACGAUGGGGUUCAAGCGCGUGCUCUUGCCCGAGGCUGGAAGCUCGCCAGAGAUGGGUAAAAAGACUGGCAUCGAACUCGUGCGGUGCAACACGCUCGCGGACGCGUUGGAGGCGGCGUUG